Molecule: messenger RNA, 816 nt
Organism: Macrosiphum euphorbiae (potato aphid)
Lineage: Eukaryota; Metazoa; Arthropoda; Insecta; Hemiptera; Aphididae
Source: the annotation of a GenBank genome assembly
AUGGACGGUCGUCGCCAUCGAGUGUCGCGCUCGUUGUGCCGUUUUUACAGCGCGUUCGCCCUGGCCACGGCGUUAGCCGCCACCGGAUGUGGCGGUGACGACGUUAGAGGAGUUCCGGUCGCCGCCGAUUCGCAAUGUCCGGGCGACGGAUGUGCCGGGGUCCGGUGUCCCAUCCGUGACCGGGACGACGCUUGUCCGCUGGGUCUGGUGCCGGACGCGUGCGCCUGUUGUCCGUACGGCGUGUGCGGCUUGGGCGAAGCGGCCACGUGCAACGCUGCGGACCGGCCAUGCGCCUACAACUUGGAGUGCGUCAAGACGGAAGAUGUCGGCGGCGGCGUGCAGUACCGGUGCGCGUGCAAGGAGACAGAUCCGGUGUGCGGGUCGGACAAUAGGACGUACUCGAACAUGUGUCAGCUGAACGAGGCGGCCGCGGAGCUCGGGUACAACGCGACGCUACUUUGGAUGCAAUACCGGGGACCGUGUCAGUCGGCGCCUUUCAUUAAGUCAACGCCCAAGAACUUGGCUGGUUCCGUCGGACAUACCGUGGUGUUUGAUUGUGAAGUCAAUGGAUAUCCUGUGCCUAGCAUUAGCUGGCGUUUUACGGAUGUAUACGGAAUCACAAAAUGGUUACCAGGAGACGAUACACUAAUAGUGAUACAGACCAGAGGUGGGCCAGACCGUUUUACUGUCACCUCGUGGGUACAAAUCAUGGAAUUCAAACCCACCGAGCACACGGGAAAUUACACAUGUCUGGGCUCUAAUUCGGCGGACGUGGCUACGGCUUCGGCUGUGUUGGACGUCCGAAAGAUGGUUUAG